This is a messenger RNA of Brassica oleracea var. oleracea, 1729 nucleotides long. RefSeq names its product probable E3 ubiquitin-protein ligase ARI11. Gene Ontology annotation, biological process: positive regulation of proteasomal ubiquitin-dependent protein catabolic process; protein polyubiquitination; ubiquitin-dependent protein catabolic process. Lineage: Eukaryota; Viridiplantae; Streptophyta; Magnoliopsida; Brassicales; Brassicaceae. The transcript has 2 exons. The record is from RefSeq and is a predicted model, not a curated record. Bases 93 to 1664 code for a protein of 523 amino acids. Gene Ontology annotation, molecular function: nucleic acid binding; zinc ion binding; ubiquitin protein ligase activity. Gene Ontology annotation, cellular component: cytoplasm; ubiquitin ligase complex.
UUUGUUAGCCUAGAGCUUCGUUGAGUGAAAAACCUAACUUCGUAUAAAUAUCAAAAGCAUAAAUCGUUUUAGGGUUUUUCUAUACGUCGAUCAUGGAUUAUUCCGAUGAAGAUGGCAUGGUCGAUACUGAUUCAGGUGAGGAGAGUUUAUUGAGUGACAACCCCGUAGAUUCUGAUUAUGAAUUCACCGAUCAAGACAUGGACAACGCUUCAACAUCCAAACGAUCUCAGAUAAGUUACUUGGUUCUCAAGGAAGAAGACGUUAGCAAGCAUCAAAGAACCGAUAUUGAACAAGUUUCCACUGUUCUCUCGAUAAGCCAAGUCGAAUCGAUCGUUCUGCUUCUUCACUACCAGUGGAAUGUUAGUAAAGUCGAAGAUGAAUGGUUUACUGGCGAAGAGAAAGUCCGUGAACUCGUUGGUAUGUUGAAGGAGCCUGUCGUUGAUCUUAACGACAGAGAAGUGAAUAUUGAAUGUGGAAUUUGCUUUGAUUCAUAUACUCAGAAGGAAGUGACAACACUUUCUUGUGGUCAUCCUUAUUGCAAUGUUUGUUGGACCGGUUACAUCACUACGACAAUCAAUGACGGUCCGGGAUGUUUGACAGUUAAGUGUCCUGAACCUUCUUGUUCUGCCGUGACAGCAUGUCAAUAUAUGGUCGAUAAGGUAAUAACCGAUAAAGAACAUAAGGAGAAGUACUAUAGAUACUUUGUUAGAUCUUAUGUCGAAGCUAGCGGAAAUAAGAUAAAAUGGUGUCCAUCACCUGGAUGCGAAUACGCGAUUGAUUUUGCAAGUGGAAGCGGAAGUGAACAUUACGAUGUUUCUUGUUUGUGUUCUUAUGAAUUCUGCUGGAACUGCGGUGAAGACGCUCACCGUCCUGUGGAUUGCGAAACGGUAUCAAAAUGGAUAAGUAAGAACACUGAUGUAUCCGAGAACACGAACUGGAUACUUGCGAAUACAAAGCCUUGUCCUAAUUGCAAACGUCAGAUCGAGAAGAGCAUGGGAUGUAACCAUAUGGGAUGCUCGAUUUGUAAACACCGUUUUUGUUGGAAUUGUCUUGGUCCAAUGAAAGGUCACAAGAAUUGCCACAAAUUUAAGGGUGGUAAUGAGACUAAUGUUAAGAGAAAAAGGGCGAAAAGGGCAAUCGAUAGAUACAUGCAUUAUUAUGAAAGAUGGGCAAGCAACCAGUCUUCGAGGCUAAUAGCUAUGGCAGAUUUGAAGAAAUUGCAGUCGGUGCAGCUUAAAUGGCUUAGUAUCAGACAAUGCACAACAGAGUCUCAGCUCCAGUUCACAGUAGAGGCAUGGCGUCAGAUCAUUGAAUGUAGAAGGGUUUUGAAAUGGACAUAUGCAUAUGGAUACUACCUUCCAGAGGAGGAACAAACCAAGAAACAGUUUUUCGAGUAUUUGCAAGGGGAAGCUGAAGCUGGUUUGGAGAGGCUACAUCAUUGUGCAGAAGAGGAGUUGAAACAUUUUGUCUUCAAAACUCAAGAUUCAUCCAAAAAUUUCGGUGACUUCCGGAGGAAGCUAACUGGUUUGACUGAAGCAACCAAAACUUACUUCGAAAAUCUAGUGAAAGCUUUGGAGAAUGGUCUUGCUGAUGUAGCACUUAGUGAGAGCAGCAAAUCAAAAACAAAAUCGAAACCUGCUACCAAAAGACGAAAGCUGAAGUGAGAACGGUAUGAGGUACGAUCCAUCUUGUUUUAUCUGUUUUAUGUUUUUUUUUUUUGCUGCCAUGA